This is a messenger RNA of Paracoccidioides lutzii Pb01, 2544 nucleotides long. RefSeq lists its product as hypothetical. The record is from RefSeq and is a predicted model, not a curated record. The coding region runs from base 1 to 2544 and encodes 847 amino acids. The transcript has 4 exons.
AUGAAGGCGAGCGCAGGUACAUCGUCUGAUACAUCUUGCGAUGUGUCGCUAGGAAGGCGAUCUGCUGGAACAACAUUUUUCCGUUGCAUAACCGGCCAACCAAAAUUACAAGUCACUGCCGGCCAUGCCUAUCUCCGUGCCAUUGAAAAGGAUAUCGCACCAAAAUGGGCUCCUGAUAUUUUGAUUUUAAGCUUGAUUUUACCUUGUUUCAAGCGACAUUCAGCUAACUAUUUAGCAAAUAUGUUGGGGUGGCUGUCUGGUUCAGGACGCGGUGAAUACACGGGCUUUACAGAAGAUUCUAAAGUCCAGGAUGCCCCCGAAACCCCAGCCCCUGUCUUUGCCUUUCGAGCUUUUAAAAGCGCCUUUGUAGGCACCCCAGGCCCCGAUGCAACCGACGAUGAACUUACUGUUCCCAUAAAAACAUUGAAACCUGCCAUUCAUCGCAAGAGCAUCGAUAUACAUGUACCACCAAAACAAGAAAAGCCUUCCCCAAUAGAUAUGCAGCCAUCACUCCCUCAGCCGGAUGAACUUACACAACCUAUGGCAUCGCCCACAAAGAGCAUUCUUCUCACGCCAGGAACCGCCUCUACGCGACGGAAGACAGUGUCAUUUGGUGAAGGGGUGGUGGAUAAUGAACGAAAAAGGUCCCCUUUCGAAUCCACGGCCUAUAACGGCAAUAUCAGCGGACAAUGGACAUGUAAACAACAUGUAGGAAAUGGAAGAAAUCGAAGUAAACUCACUCAAUCGCUCAUAGAAGCUCGGGGACAGAAAUUAAGUAACGAAAAGAAACUGAAUGAAAAUGACGAGCUCUUCGAUAUUGUUAUUCGAAAAGAUCCCACGCGGGUUAAGGAGGUCUUCCAAUCGGGUAAAACAGAACAUGACGAGGAAGACGAAGACGAAGAUGACUCAACGACAAACCUUAACGAACCCCGUUCACAAUCGGGAAUAUACUGGAAGUCUGAAUUCGACAGUUAUAGAGCUAGGACUGAUCGCGAGAUUAAAAAACUCAUUGAAUAUAGAUCUGUCGCGAAGUCCUACGCGAAGAAAAAAGAGUUGGAAAUGCGGCGUUUGUCUGAUAAGUUGAAACGAGAAGAAGCCAAAGCUUCGAAUGAAGCCAUGUUCAAGGAGUUGUCCAAGCAAACCGCCUUGGCUGUACAAUAUAAGCGCAAAACAGACUCGCUACGCAGGGCCCUAAAGCAACAUGGAGUCCUGGACAGUGAUGGCGAAUCCCCAGGAAAAAAUUCGGGCUCCGAUGAUGUUUGCCUGAAGUUACUUGAGACAGAAAAGGCGCUGGAGCUGGCUAACGCCAAGCUCAAGGAUGCAAAAAACAACAAACCAGAUACGAAAAAGCUUCAAGAUCUAGUUGAAAGUUCGGAACGUAAAGCUAGCGAACUUCAAAAGGAAAACAAAGCACUGAAACAAAGCCUCGCCAGGUUCAAGGAGGAAAUGGCUAACUAUGAGGACCGGCGACAAGCAAAGGAAGAAAGACUAAAACAGAAAGAACAGAAGCUUCAAGGUCGUGUUCAAGAAUAUAAAAAUCGCCUCCACGAGGAAAGACAACAGCAUCAAGAAGCAGAGAGACUUUUGAAGCAGUCAUUCACCGACGAAAAACGAUAUAUGCAGGGUAUAAUUGACUCACUCCGUCAAGACAUAUCCACAGUGGAACAAAAUUCUCACAACCAUACCAAGCGGAAGAGCGAAACAAGGGUGUCUCCGAACCAUAUAGAGAUGCGACAGCGGGAUGACUUACAGGAUAUGCAUGAUAGGAAAUUUAGCCCGCGAAAGGGGACCGCAAUGGGGACCAGAAUCACUCAAGGUCACAGGGAUACAAUAGAAAGUCCUAAGAAAGGUAAUACCCAAAAUGAGCGUAUUCUCAACUGUGACAUACCUCGAAAUAAUGGUGAUGGGCAGAUCGAUAUGGGGGAAUUGCAAUCACGGCUAUCUGGGCGAGACGGGACGCGGGCAGAGAACACUAGACCGAUUAGAAAAGGUUCAUUGAUCGAUUACAGCGAGGAAGACGAGCCACUGAAUGAUCUGGAAGACUCUCUCGCACGACCUAGAAGUCGAGAUACCGCACCCUUCCUUGAUCGAAACAGCCCCUCCGUCCCUCCAUCAUCGCCACCCGCACAUCAAUCAAUAGAGAACCACCCAGAAUUCUCCAUAUCAACCCCAAGAACAAAACUACACAUCCAACCCCGCAUAACAAUAUCUCCCAGACCCUCCAUGGUUCACAUGUCACCAAAACCCAAAGCCCUUUCAAAACAAUCAAGCCAAUAUCAUCACCAUCUCAGACGCAAGGCCAGUGCGGCUCGAGUAUUCCCUAGGGCUUCUUCCAAAGUUGGAGUGCCGGUCUCUUCAGGGCCGAAUCGUCGAAUUCCCCCGCUCGACAAGUCAAUACCCCCUGGAAGUGAUUCCGCCAACAGUCCUGCUGGUAUGAAACGUGAUGCGCUCCCUGCGGAUAGAGUGGCGGCGGCUAUGAGACGGCUUAAACUUAAGGAGAAAAGGUGGAAUGCUGACGGGAAGGAGAAUGUCUGGUCAGGUUGA